Molecule: messenger RNA, 408 nt
Organism: Vigna angularis (adzuki bean)
Lineage: Eukaryota; Viridiplantae; Streptophyta; Magnoliopsida; Fabales; Fabaceae
Exons: 3
Coding region: 1-408 (135 amino acids)
Source: RefSeq, a predicted model, not a curated record
AUGUAUGACAAUCUUGGGAAACCAAAGAACUUAACCGGAUGGGUGAGAAUAAGAAUAGAGGAGGAGGAGAAGGAGGAGAAGAAGAAGAAUGAGAGUGAGAAUGAGAAGGACAAAAAGGAGAAGAUAGAGGAAGAGGAGGUAGAGGCCGGAGAACAAAUGGCGAAGGUAACAAAGUCAAAGUCAGAGGACAAGGAAAAAGAAUGGGUGAGAAUAAGAAUAGAGGAGGAGGAGGAGAAGAAGAAGAAUGAAAGUGAGAAUGAGAAGGACAAAAAGGAGAAGAAAGAGGGAGGGGAGGUAGAGACAGGACAACAAAUGGCGAAGGUAACAAAGUCAAAGUCAGAGGACAAGGAAAAAGAGUUAGAGGCGUCGACAAUGGAGGAAGAAGAAACAAAGAAGAAUCGAAUUUAG